This is a messenger RNA of Macrobrachium nipponense, 1047 nucleotides long. RefSeq lists its product as uncharacterized. NCBI's taxonomy places the organism in Eukaryota, Metazoa, Arthropoda, Malacostraca, Decapoda, Palaemonidae. The transcript has 4 exons. The record is from RefSeq and is a predicted model, not a curated record. Bases 1 to 1047 code for a protein of 348 amino acids.
AUGUCUGUUUAUGGGCUGGAGUCUUCAAAUGAACUGGAGUCUGAAUAUGUGCUGGAGUCUGAAAAUGGGCUGGAGUCUGAAAAUGGGCUGGAGUGUGAAAAUGGACUGGGAUCUAAAAAUGGGCUUGGGUCUGAAAAUAGGACUGGAAAUGGACUGGAGUCUAAAAAUUGGCUGGUGUCUGAAUAUGGGUUUGGGUCUGAAAAUGAGGUGGAGUCUGAAAAUGGGCUGGAGAAUGAAAAUGGGCUGGAGUCUAAAUAUAGGGUGGAGUCUGAAAAUGAGCUGGAGUCUAAAUAUAUCCCGGAGUCAGAAAAUGAAUUUGGGUCUGAAAAUGAGCUGGAGUCUGAAAAUGAGCUGGAGUCUGAAUAUGGGUUUGGGUCUGAAAAUGAGUCUGUAAAUGGACCGGAGUAUGAAUAUGGGGUGGAGUCUGAAAAAGGACUGAUGACUGAAAAUGGGCUGGAGUAUGAAAAUGGACUGGAGUAUGAAAAUGGGCUAGAGUUUGAAUAUGGGCAACAGUGUGAAAAUAGGCUGCGGUCUGAAAAUGGGCUGAAAUCUCAAUAUCAGCUGGAGUCUGACAAUGAGUUGGAGUCUAAAAAUGUUUUGGGGUCUGAAAAUGGGCUGGAGUCUGAAUAUGGGUUGGAGUCUGAAAAUGGGCCAGAAUCUGAAAAAGACUUGAAAAUGUCUGAAAAUGGGCUGGAAUCUGAAAAUUGGGUAGAAUCUGAAAAUCGGCUGGAGUCUGGAAAUGGGCUGGAGUAUGAAUAUGGGCUGGAGUCUGAAAAAGGACUGGUGACUGAAAAUGGGCUGGAGUAUGAAAAUGGACUGGAGUCUGAAAAUGGGCUAGAGUUUGAAUAUGGGCAGCAGUCUGAAAAUAGGCUGCAGUCUGAAAAUGGGCUGAAAUCUCAAUAUUGGCUGGAGUCUGACAAUGGGUUGGAGUCUAAAAAUGGUCUGGGGUCUGAAAAUGGGCUGGAGUCUGUAUAUGGGUUGGAGUCUGAAAAUGGCUCAGAAUCUGAAAAAGAUUUGAAAAUGGAAUGGGGUCUGAAAAUGGGCUGA